Molecule: messenger RNA, 1407 nt
Organism: Folsomia candida
Lineage: Eukaryota; Metazoa; Arthropoda; Collembola; Entomobryomorpha; Isotomidae
Product: protein FAM166B
Exons: 9
Coding region: 344-1363 (339 amino acids)
Source: RefSeq, a predicted model, not a curated record
GCAGAUCAUGUCCACUUCAUACAUACAAUGUAAAUAUUAUUCUGAUGUGGAGGGAUGCAAUUCUCGGAAAUCUAUGCCAUAAAUAGUCGUUCGACUCUGAAAUUCUCAGAUCCUAUGCCUAUCAGAAAUUCACCAGAAUAAGUUGCAUAAGAGCUAUUUAUCGCCAUGCCACUGGCCGGAUCUUGAUUUGUGGAGAAAGUUGGGCAAGAGAAGAAAUUUUUGAAGAAUCAAAUAUUUUUGUCUAUCACUUUCCUUUCUCACUCUACCGACCAGGUCCACUUAAGAAUCUUACCGACUCCCUACAAAAUUUUUUUGUGUAAUCUGAUUAGUCAAAAUCUGCAAAAUGAACUGUGUGAAAAGUCCUGCUGCUUUCACCAACCCGAACGCAUCUUCUCUAGGCACCCCAGAACCGCAUUACAUUCCUGGAUACGUUGGGUAUGUUCCUCAGGCUAAGUAUCGUCCCGGAAAUACUUAUGGAACAACAAGUCAUCGGGUCCUGAUCGACCCUUGCAUUCAUAUGAGCCCUCGUUCCGUCCUGAACAAUAUUCAUCCCGAGCAUUGCACCGACGAAUUCGGUCGUCCGGGAUUGGGGACAGACCCAUUUCUUUCCUCGCAAAUGGCAUUAGUCAACAGUCGAGUAAACAGCUUAGGUCGUCAACAGUAUCAGCCCAAUAUGACUCCAGGAUACACAGGAUUUGUCCCUCGGUUCCAAACCAUCCUCGGGAAUACGUACUCUCCGGCGUGUAACCGAGCACUUGCACGUUUCGAGCAGGAUCAAUGGCGAGACCGGCUUUUCACCAAGGAACUUGAAGCCCUCGACGGAUGGCGAUUCUGCUACAAGUCCAAACCCUGGGAGACGAACGAAGUCACUCGACCUGGGAACAAUGACCUCCAAGAAUUUGCUCGUCCUCCUCCCCGAUCUCAAGCCAGUGGAUGCGGAUGCUCAGGUGGAAGUAGCAGUGGUGGGUUCGAUGGUCCCAUUUCUCCUGCAGUCACUGGACGGAGGUCUGGUCCAGGUGGAUGUGGAAAUCCCCAGGACUUUAGCAUUUUGUCGUCUGGAAGAUCAGUUUGCGACUAUUCUCAACGCAGAAUGUGGGCUGCAGCAAAUGAACCGAGACUCAAGUCAAGUGUGACCUGCGGAAAUGUCAUUCCAAAACUCAAUUCCCACCGUCGAACAAGUUCGCCAACCGGAAGAGUUCAGACCAUCUACCAACAUUGUGAAGGUCUUAUUCCAUACUAUGGAGGUCACGCCCCCGGUGAACAGUUUCGAAUUGGAGUGACGUACGGGACGGCUACGCGAAAUGCCAAAAGCGCAAUUCAACCCGCUAUGCUCAAGCCACUCUGCUAUCCACUUAAAUUAUGAGUACAUAUUUGGAUUUAACUCGCAAAUUAUUUACAAACUAACCU